AUGAAGGUCGUCAUAGUUCUCGCGGCAAGCAUAGCAUUGUGUGCUGGCAAUGAAGUCCUGUCGGUUCCUGGUGAUAACAGCCACUACAUAGAGGGUGAGAGCCGCUUCAUCUGGAUGCCGGAUGGGGACGGCGUACCUCUCUUGGUUGACCUUGAAGAGUCAUUUGAUGAGGAAUUGUUGAACACACGUUACGGUGCCAAUAAUGAGUAUUGGCUUUAUACCAGAAAGAACCCGAACAUUUCUCAACUCAUUGUAAAAGGUAAUGCAAACUCUGCUUGGAACUCCAAUUAUGCUAGUGGCAGACCUUUAAAAGUCCUUGUCCAUGGAUGGCAAAAUAAUGGAAACUCUUCUAUGAAUACUCUUAUCAAAUCUGCUUUUCUUGAAGAGCAAGACGCGAAUGUCAUUGUGGUAGAUUGGCAUGCUUUCGCUAGUUCAAACUAUUUGACUGCCGCUGAAGGAGUGCCUGAAAUUGGAGAGUAUCUUGGAAAUUUUCUCAUCUGGCUUAUAAAUACUGCCGGCGGAAAUUGGGAUAAUGUACAUCUGGUAGGAUUCAGCUUGGGUGCUCACGUUGUGGGUAAUGCAGGCCGACAGGUUGACGGACGGGCGGCUCGUGUAACUGGUUUAGAUCCAGCCGGUCCUAAAUGGCAUGGAAAUAGCAAAGCGUUGAACAAACAAUCUGGACAAUAUGUUGAAGCCAUUCAUACUGAUGGAGGCGUUUUUGGUAUAUUGGAACCUAUAGCACACGCUGAUUUUUAUCCCAACGGUGGAAAGAAUCCCCAGCCUGGCUGCUGUCUGAUGUCUACUUGCUCUCAUAGUCGCGCAUAUGAACUGUUUGCGUCUAGUGUGCUUAAUAAUUCUUUUAAAGGUAGAGGAUGCAAGGACCUCGACCAGGCAAAGAGUGUGAAGUGUAACGGUAGUAUUUUCAGCAUGGGAAAUGGUAUCAUCUCUAAGAGAGGAUUCGGCAUCUUUGGACUCAAAACUGGUUCGUCAUAUCCGUUUUUCUUCUUUUAUUUU
This is a messenger RNA of Achroia grisella, 1014 nucleotides long. RefSeq names its product pancreatic lipase-related protein 2-like. Gene Ontology annotation, molecular function: lipase activity. The transcript is spliced from 6 exons. The annotation marks the transcript as partial. Gene Ontology annotation, biological process: lipid metabolic process. The record is from RefSeq and is a predicted model, not a curated record. Lineage: Eukaryota; Metazoa; Arthropoda; Insecta; Lepidoptera; Pyralidae.